UUACUUUGUUUUUCGUGGAUUUAACGGGUAUUGCUGGACACAGGGAUUCAGGGUUACUGCUUCUUUAAGUUCUUUUGGGGGAUGGGCUAUUUUCAUAACGUCAUUUCAUUCCUCCCUCUUUUUCAUUUUGUCAUUCUUUGAUUCUUUUUCUCCCCCCAUUUCCUAAAUGGAACAGAUUGCCCGAGCCUUUUCAUUUCCCAGCUUUCCCAAUUUUUAUUCAAAGUUACUCUUUUUAUUUUUCAGGAUUAUUAAGUUGAACUUUUCUUCUGUGUCAUCAUUUUUGGAGGGCUAACACCUUAGUGGACGUAAACUGCAAGUCAAUUGAGGCGAUGGUGGAGGCGUUUAUGGUGAUGAUGAUGAUGAUGAACUGUAAAAGAAUGAUUCACUAACUUGUCUGUCUUUUGCUACCUGACAAGUCGAUAUAAAUUCAUUUUCAUCAUGAUGUACUCUCCUCUCUGUCUUACUCAGGAUGAGUUUCAUCCGUUCAUUGAGGCCCUACUGCCGCAUGUGCGUGCCUUCGCCUACACCUGGUUCAACCUGCAGGCGCGCAAACGCAAGUACUUCAAGAAGCACGAGAAGAGGAUGACCAAGGAGGAAGAGCGUGCAGUGAAGGACGAGCUGCUGGGAGAGAAGCCCGAGGUCAAGCAGAAGUGGGCGUCGCGGCUGCUGGCCAAACUCCGCAAGGACAUCCGGCCCGAGUGCCGCGAGGACUUUGUGCUGUCUAUCACAGGGAAGAAGACCCCCUGCUGCGUCCUCUCUAACCCUGACCAGAAGGGCAAGAUGAGGAGGAUCGACUGCCUGCGUCAGGCCGACAAGGUGUGGAGGCUGGACCUGGUCAUGGUCAUCUUGUUCAAGGGCAUCCCGCUGGAGAGCACGGACGGAGAGCGCCUGGUCAAGGCUGGGCCAUGCAACAACCCCAUCCUCUGUGUCCAGCCACACCACAUCAGCGUCUCGGUCAAGGAGCUGGACCUCUACCUGGCCUACUUCGUACAGGAGAGAGAGUCAGAGCAGAGCAGUAGCCCACGCACAGGUAUUGGGUCAGAUCAGGAGGAUAGCCGAGCUGCCACCAUGGAUGCUCCUGAGUUUCAGGAAAGCUUUGUGACAUCAGGAGUUUUUAAUGUAACAGAGCUGGUGCAAGUGUCCAGAACUCCGGUGGUGACGGGGGCAGGCCCUAACUUCUCUCUGGGAGAGCUGCAGGGGCACCUGGCCUAUGACCUUAACCCCUCAGGGGUGGGCAUGAGGAGAACCCUGCCCAGCACCUCCUCCAGCGGGAGUAAGAGGCACAAGUCAGGCUCCAUGGAGGAUGAUGUGGACACCAGUCCUGGGGGGGAGUACUACACCUCUCCCAACUCCCCGGCUAGCAGCUCCCGCAACUGGCAAGAGGAUCUGGAAGGAGGCAUGUCCCCUGGAGUAAAGAAGACAGAGAUGGACAGCCCGUCUCCUCAGGAGAGCUCCCCACGUCUCGGCUUCACACAGCACCACCGGCCCGUCAUCGCAGUGCACAGUGGGAUUUCUCGGAGUCCGCACCCCUCCUCGUCGUUGCACUUCCCCACCACCUCCAUCCUGCCCCAGUCCACUUCCUACUUCCCCCACACCGCCAUCCGCUACCCGCCACACCUCAGCUCCCAAGACCCGCUGAAGGACCUGGUCUCCCUGGCCUGUGACCCGUCCAACCAGCAGCCCAGCCCAGUGAGUCCAGCCCAUCUAACAACUCUAACUAAGGCCCAGAGUUUGUCCUGGUCAGGUCAUGUGCUGAACGGCAGUGGUCAAGUGAAGGUGCCCAGUCACUACAUCUCCUCCCAGAUGCUGGCGCCUCCUCCGCCCCCUGGAAUGCCCCGACUGACGCUGCCCUCCGACUCCAAGUCCAGCACCACCACCUCGGACGGGGGAGCCAACUCCCCCACGUCACCCAGUAAGUGGGCCGCUGCAUACUCAACUCCUGGGACGCCCCCUGCCAACCGCUCCUUUGUUGGGAUCGGACCUCGAGACCCUGGCUCACUCUACCAGGCACAGUCCUGGUACCUGGGGAACUAAACAACACAAGGAUCAUCGAAAGGGGCAGGGACACAUGGAUUUGAGAUUCAACACUUUUUGUGGAAUUAAGAAAAUUGCAAAUGAGAUGCAAGAGGGAAAGUGUAUAUAUAUAUAUAAAUAUAUGUGUGCAUAUAUAUUUAUGUAUAUCAACAUAAAAGAUGCUUCAACACACCUUUUUGGAAUGCAAGACAAGAGGCAGAGAGAGCAACGCCAAGGAAAGAAAGAGAAAAGGUUUGUGCAGCCAAAAUGAACGGUGGGGCAGAGACAUGACCCUGUCUCCAGGAUAGUACCCCUCCUCUUUAACACCCCCCCUCUGCUACAGGUGCUGCUUCCUCAUAUAUGCAAAAUAAGCAUCCUUUAUUUUCUUAAUCAACAAGAGAAGAAUCCGGAUCCAGUAAUUAUACUUUUCCACACUUCUUCGGAGAUGGUAAAACAACAACUCUGUGAAAGUAGUUAGGGGAGGCUGGUCACACAUGGUCAAUAACCUCCCUUUACCCAUGAAGAGUCUACUUUUCAUCCAGUUUGAUUGACAAUCCUGUAUCUGUGUCAGUUACUUUGUUUUAAAGAGUGGGGUAUUUUUAAGAUUUCAUUUAACACAGCCCAUUUGUCAUGUUUAAAAGUGUCUUCUAUGAGGCACAGUGAUAUGCAUACACAAUCAAAAGGAUCUGUCUUUAGAGCAGUAGAGAGCAUCGUAAAAAAAGACAGGUACUGUAACAGGUGUGUUAGUUUUCACAAUAACUGAUACGCCCUCUUGUGCCUGUCAACUGUUGUCUGUUUGUUUAGACAUUUGUUUGUGUUUGCAUACGAUUCAAGCAUGGUGAAACCUCCUCUUCCUAUCCUUGCCCCACUCUUGAGUUAAUAUUGCAUAAAGUUUGUAUUAAUGUAGAUAACAGGGGUUUAUUCUGCAUAGUGACAAAGGGAGUACAAAAAUAGUAAUGUCACUAUUGAGACAGUAUUGGGUGUAGAGGGGAGAAUCUUUCUUUUUUUGUGUAUUUAGUUGAAAUUGCAUUGGACAUUACAGGCAUUGCACUACUAUAAUGUAAAUGUUUUCCUUUUUAGCAGCUAUCCCUUGGCCUAAUCAUAUAAAAUGUUGCAAGUCAGAGGUGGGUUUUAGGAUUAUGUUGUAGAAACUACUAUGUUGUGUUGCUUUGGUAGCAGGGUAUAAGAGUUAUGAGUGUUGGCUUUCUUGAGCUAUCGAUUCGGAUCAGAACAAUCCAGCCCUGUUGUGUUUCAGAUAUUCUAUACUCAUCUAGAGGACGUUUCCUUGUGUAUGUUGAGGUACAGGGAAUCCUGACAGGUUUAGGUAAUCGCACCCUUUUGGAUCUCUUUCUACAUUCUGUGUAUCUAAGUCACACUUUUAUUAUCUUACUCAUGCUGUCUUUAUAUAAUCGAAAACAAAAAAGCAAUUUAUGAAUCUUUUUUUAAAGCAGAUCACGUACUUUGGAUGAGUCGAGAAGAAUGUGAAUGAUU
Molecule: messenger RNA, 3504 nt
Organism: Oncorhynchus mykiss (rainbow trout)
Lineage: Eukaryota; Metazoa; Chordata; Actinopteri; Salmoniformes; Salmonidae
Product: nuclear factor 1 C-type
Biological process (GO): regulation of transcription by RNA polymerase II
Cellular component (GO): nucleus
Molecular function (GO): RNA polymerase II cis-regulatory region sequence-specific DNA binding; DNA-binding transcription factor activity, RNA polymerase II-specific
Source: RefSeq, a predicted model, not a curated record